Molecule: messenger RNA, 2385 nt
Organism: Caenorhabditis auriculariae
Lineage: Eukaryota; Metazoa; Nematoda; Chromadorea; Rhabditida; Rhabditidae
Source: the annotation of a GenBank genome assembly
AUGCGUUUUUUUCACUUGGCGCGUAUUUCAAUCUCCUCGUCUCAAAAACCCAGAAAACCCCUUCAGGUAACUUGCAAGACUUUCGGACGUUUCUGAGCCAGUGGUUGAUCAAUCUAGAAGUGUUUGUGCCUUUUCAGUGUGCAAUUGGAGCAGCCAGACCGGCUCGCAAGCGUCAAUGGUAAUUCAAUUUCGGCCCUCUUCCAGUUUAACCUUUUUUUAAAAAGUUUCAACAAUGAAUCUUAUCUAUAAAAAUUGUAUUAAAAAAAUUAAUUCUUUCAGCUCUUUCCCCAAUGAUCCAAUAAUGUUCGAAGUGUGCUCUUCAAUAAAAGAGGUGCGAGAAGUGAUUGCGAUGUUUUUUCUCACUUUUCUUUUCAGUUCCAUUUCCGUUCCAUUGAAGAUUCAACUGAAGAGAAGCCUGAUGCUGUAAGUAAAGACUUUAGGAAGUUGAAGUCUUCGCUUCUAGACUAUCAGGUUUAAAAUUUUCGGUUUUUCAGUACGUAUUCAUGAACUAAAUUCUCUGUUUCUCAUAAUGCGCAUUUUCUGAUUUUGUAGGAAAGAGUACACGAAGUUUGUUCUACGAGCGAGGGUAAAGUCGAAUGGCGGCAGAAUACGCGCAACACUCACGGCUUGUCGAGGGCUCCGAAGGUUAUGAGGUAGCGAUAAAUCAGUUUUACUAUUGAAAAAUCAGUGAUUUUCCAGACGCUACUAUAACUGCGAAUGGACAAGUCAAGCGUUUUGCAAGUUCCUAGAGAUUCUGGCCCGUUACCCGAGUCUCACUAAUAAUACCAAGAACUCGUUCAAGUUUGAUAUUCUAUAUUUAAUUUCGAAUAAAUGUUUUUGAGAUCGUUUCACAUUUGUGAAGGGCCAGGCCAUUUCAUAGCGGCCCUGGAUCUUCACUUCUGCAGCCAUCAGCCUCAUGUGCACUGGAAGUGGAACGCGAACACGUUGGUGAACUCCAAAAUACUAAUAAAAGUUCCGAUUUCAAGGUUGAACCCUUACCACGAAGGAAACAAGGCCUCGGACAUGUUUCUCAAUGAUUCGUUGAUGAUAGGAAAUUUGCAGAACUGGGUUUUUGGACCCGAAGAUGAUGGCGAUAUUUUUAAGGUGAAAAUCUUUUUUUUUUCGGUUGAACUGGUCGAUUUCAGUUCGACGGGCAAUAUUUACAAGAGUUGAAAGAAAAAAUUGGAACUUUCGACUUGAUCACAGCGGAUGGGAGUUCCUACACACGGGUAUAUAUCUUGGAAUAGUUCGAAAUGAGAAAAAUGAGAUCAGGACGAUCCCGGAAGACAAGAAAGUGAGACUCUUCCUCUGUUGAAAGCUGAAGCAAAUGUCGCUCUCUCACUACUGAAUCAAGGCGGAAAUUUCGUUUUGAAGGUAUUUUUCUUCGGGAAGUUCCUUCAUUUGUCUUUCUUCAGCACUACACUUGUUACAACGAAGAAACUAGGGAAUUUCUCCUAUGGAUUUUAUCUUUUUUCAUGGAUUUUUAUGAUUUUAAGCCGAUGUGCAGUAAAUCCGGAAACUCUGAGGUUUGCCAAUUUUUCAUUUCAAAACUAACUUUUCCGUUUCAGAGAUAUUUAAUAUGUCUCAACUUUAAGGGGAGGCAUUUUGAUUGCAACAAGUUUGCUCGUAGAAUCGACAGUCAUGUUCGUUCGAUCUGUUCAUAUUUAACUGAAUUCUUCUUUCUAGGAACUUUUUCUCUGCGAAUCCUUCUUUACACAGCUCCAAAAAGAAGCCAUUUGGGCUAAUUUAAGACAUUUCCAUUCACCUGCACGGCCUGUAAUUGGAAAUCGUUCCAUUUCAAGCUCUAAUUUAUCAAUAUUGAGGGGCCGAAAAAUGAUGGGAAAUUGAUACGGAUUUUUCUGGAGCGCAUUAAUGCGACAAAGCUCCGACGGACUGUUCGGUAAUAAUUUUUUUUUUGAAGAAGGAUAAUUCAACCUAGGGAGUCGCAACUCAGUAUCGACAUCGAUGCCGAUGGUUCGCCUUGGCAAAAGAGCGUCGAACUUAAUUAUAUAGAAGUCUUGAGAGCAAUCAAAUAGUGUAGAAACGGCCAGAGAUUCUUUUCAUCAGGUUAUUUUUGUCAGAAAUUAAGUUAUUAUUUUUUUUUAGAAUUUACCAGAUGGCGUUCCCAGUAGGUAUGCUUUUUCUAUUGUACUUCUUGGCAACGCCGACUUCUUGCGAAUGUCUCGGAAAGAAUUGAUCGAUCAAAAGGUAAAGGUUGUAUUGGCUUCGGAGAAAUGAAGGAGAUGUACGUAGAUUUUCGUGUUCUCCCCAAAGAAAGAGGACGGCUGUGUCCGCAGUUCUCUCUUCACGUCGCCCGUUCUGCUUCAUUCCGCUACCCUUAUCGAUGACACGGUUGGUCCCUCACAACGAGAAAAAAGAAGCUAG